AUGAAAUUUAUUGCUCUCCUCACUGCUAUCUUAGUCUUUGCUAUCUCUGCUGCGAAUGCUGCAAAGGAACGAGUCACUCUCAAAUUCUCGCGAAUUGAUGGCGUAUACCCACCACAGUAUCAGAUUCGCACCAAAGUGGCUGAUACUAUCUACGAGAUCAUCCUGCAAACUUUCGAGCUGAACGGGUUAAUGCGCGGUACCAGAUUUUCAGACGGCACGAUUGAGUACGACAACAACGCCAUUCUAGAGGGUACAUAUGAUGCGGUCAUCAACAACAAUGAUGCCAAGAACGGUGACAAAACUCUCAGGCUCGAUCUUGUCGGACCCGUAGCCAUCCACUAUGAAGGAACAAGCAUAACCGAUGAACGGAUUUAUGAUCUAAAAGCUGAAGGGACUGUUCACCGCGAUGGGGGUGAUGACUUUGGUUAUAGCCGUCAUCGGUUCUAUCGUUACCAAGACAAAUACCCUUGCAAUCACUAA
Messenger RNA from Lichtheimia ornata, 480 nucleotides. RefSeq lists its product as uncharacterized. NCBI's taxonomy places the organism in Eukaryota, Fungi, Mucoromycota, Mucoromycetes, Mucorales, Lichtheimiaceae. Bases 1 to 480 code for a protein of 159 amino acids. The record is from RefSeq and is a predicted model, not a curated record. The transcript has a single exon.